Messenger RNA from Lacerta agilis (Sand lizard), 5093 nucleotides. It is a transcript of the gene ROCK1, whose product is annotated as Rho associated coiled-coil containing protein kinase 1. Gene Ontology annotation, biological process: embryonic morphogenesis; Rho protein signal transduction; cortical actin cytoskeleton organization. Gene Ontology annotation, molecular function: ATP binding; small GTPase binding; Rho-dependent protein serine/threonine kinase activity. The coding region runs from base 566 to 4696 and encodes 1376 amino acids. Gene Ontology annotation, cellular component: cytoplasm; cytoplasmic stress granule; cytoskeleton. The record is from RefSeq and is a predicted model, not a curated record. NCBI's taxonomy places the organism in Eukaryota, Metazoa, Chordata, Lepidosauria, Squamata, Lacertidae. The transcript is spliced from 34 exons.
CGAAGCCGUACCCUCCUCCUCCCUCAGGCCCGCAUCUCCACGGAGAGAGCUGCCCCGCCGCCGCCGGUGACGCUCUGCUGAGAAAGUUUCCUGUUUUCAUGCUAGGCCUCUCCUCUCUCUUUCCCCUCCUUUCCUCCCCUUGUUUGAAAGAAGUUGCUGCUGGGUAGCUGGCAUCGGGGAGGAGGAGGAGGAACCGCUACGCUGGCUUCCAGGGCGGCUGGGAAAAUGUGGCUGCAGAGGCACGGGGGCCCAGGCUGGAGGCGAGAGGAGACUGGCAGGGCUGUGGCUGCAGCCUAGGCGCUGAAGAAGAAGGGGCAGCGGGGAAGGACUGCUCCGCACCCCCAACCCCCCUACGAGAGGGGUUAGCGCCUUUGCUCCCGUUUUCGGCUUUAGCUCUCUUUCGCGCGAGGAUGUGUGGCAGGGAGAGCAUGAGGGACAACCCCAGCGCAUCCCCAGACCUUUGAGAAAGGAGGACUAGGAGAGCCAGCUCAGGGAGCACUCCUGUUUCGUUUUUUCUUUUCGUUUUUUUCCUGUGGAUUAAUAAAGCGAUCACCUCUUCAGCACCAUGUCGACGGGAGAAAGCUUUGACUCUCGGUUUGAGAAAAUCGGAAUGAUGAUAAAGGAUCCCAAAUCUGAAGUGAACUCGGACUGCUUAUUGGAUGGAUUAGAUGCAUUGGUGUACGAUUUGGACUUUCCUGCCUUAAGAAAAAAUAAAAACAUAGACACCUUUUUAAACAAAUAUAAAGACACAAUAAACAAAAUCAGAGAUCUGCGUAUGAAAGCUGAAGAUUAUGAAGUGGUGAAAGUGAUUGGCAGAGGUGCAUUUGGGGAAGUUCAGUUGGUAAGACACAAGUCAUCACGAAAGGUUUAUGCCAUGAAGCUUUUGAGCAAGUUUGAAAUGAUAAAAAGAUCAGAUUCUGCAUUCUUUUGGGAAGAAAGAGAUAUCAUGGCAUUUGCGAAUAGCCCUUGGGUUGUGCAGUUAUUUUAUGCAUUCCAAGAUGACCGCUACCUUUACAUGGUGAUGGAAUACAUGCCUGGUGGGGACCUAGUGAAUUUAAUGAGCAACUAUGAUGUUCCUGAGAAAUGGGCAAGAUUUUAUACUGCAGAGGUUGUUCUUGCAUUAGAUGCAAUUCACUCAAUGGGCUUUAUUCACAGAGAUGUAAAGCCUGAUAAUAUGCUGCUAGAUAAAUCUGGUCACUUAAAACUAGCAGAUUUUGGUACCUGUAUGAAGAUGAAUAAGGAAGGCAUGGUACGAUGUGAUACAGCUGUUGGAACACCAGACUAUAUAUCCCCAGAAGUAUUAAAAUCUCAAGGUGGUGAUGGUUACUAUGGACGAGAAUGUGACUGGUGGUCAGUUGGUGUCUUUUUGUAUGAAAUGCUUGUGGGGGAUACACCUUUUUAUGCAGAUUCUUUGGUUGGAACAUACAGUAAAAUUAUGAACCAUAAGAAUUCUCUUAGCUUUCCUGAUGAUAAUGAUAUUUCAAAAGAUGCAAAAAAUCUUAUUUGUGGCUUCUUAACUGACAGGGAAGUCAGAUUAGGCCGAAAUGGUGUGGAAGAAAUCAAGCGACACCCUUUCUUCAAAAAUGACCAGUGGUCUUGGGAAAACCUUAGAGACACUGUAGCACCUGUUGUGCCUGAUUUAAGUAGUGAUAUUGAUACUAGUAACUUUGACGAUUUGGAAGAAGAUAAAGGAGAAGAAGAAACAUUUCCUAUACCAAAAGCAUUUGUUGGCAACCAGCUGCCUUUUGUAGGAUUUACUUACUACAGUAACCAUCAGUAUUUAUCUAGCUGUACAGCAAACUCUAAUGACAACAGAGCAAGCACCAACGUAGAUAAAAGUUUGCUGGAAUCUCUGCAGAAAACUAUCUAUCAACUUGAAGAACAGCUACAUAAUGAAAUGGAACUGAAAGAUGAAAUGGAACAAAAAUUCAGAACAUCAAACAUUAAAUUAGACAAGAUAAUGAAGGAAUUAGAUGAAGAGGGCAGUCAGAGAAAAAAUUUGGAAUCAACAGUUACUCAGGUUGAAAAGGAAAAUAUGCUUCUGCAACAUAGAAUAAAUGAAUAUCAAAGAAAAAUUGAGCAGGAGAAUGAGAAACGUCGAAAUGUAGAAAAUGAAGUGUCAACGCUAAAAGAUCAGUUGGAAGACUUAAAAAAAAUCAGUCAGCAUUCACAUAUUACAAAUGAAAAAAUAACGCAGUUGCAAAAGCAACUUGAAGAGGCCAAUGAUUUACUGAGGACAGAGUCAGAUACUGCAGCAAGGUUGAGAAAGAGUCACACAGAAAUGAGCAAGUCAGUAAGUCAGUUUGAAGCUCUAAACAGAGAACUGCAAGAGAGAUGCAGAAUCCUGGAAAGCACAAAAUUACAAGUGGAAAAAGACUAUUAUCAACUUCAAGCUGCAUUGGAAGUGGAAAGAAGGGAUAGGAGUCAUGGAUCAGAAAUUAUUGGAGAGCUACAAGCUCGGGUUACAUCUUUACAAGAAGAAAUCAAAGGUUUAAAGAACAAUCUUGAAAGAGUGGAAGAAGAAAGAAAGCAGGCCCAGGACAUGCUUAAUCGUUCUGAAAAGGAAAAGAAUAAUUUAGAAAUUGAUCUAAACUACAAACUCAAAAUAUUACAGCAGCGUUUAGAGCAAGAAGUAAAUGAGCAUAAUAUAAAUAAAGCUCGUUUAACUGACAAGCACCAGUCAAUAGAAGAGGCCAAGUCAGUUGCAAUGUGUGAAAUUGAAAAAAAGGUGAAAGAAGAGCGAUCAGCAAGAGAGAAGGCAGAAAAUCGCAUAGUCCAGAUUGAAAAACAAUGUUCCAUGCUAGACUUUGACUUGAAGCAAUCUCAACAGAAGCUGGAGCACCUUAGUGAGCAGAAAGAGAGACUAGAAGAUGAGGUUAAGAAUAUCACACUUCAGCUGGAACAUGAGAUUAAUAAGAGAGUGAUGACACAGAAUGACCUGAAGAUUCAUGCUAUAGAGGCAGAUAACUUAAAAAGUUCUGAGAAGCAGCUAAAACAGGAGAUCAACACAUUGUUGGAAGCGAAGAGAUUAGCAGAAUUUGAGUUGGCUCAACUGGCAAAGCAGUACAGAGGGAAUGAAGGCCAAAUGCGUGAACUGCAAGAUCAACUAGAAGCCGAACAGUACUUUUCUACUCUAUACAAAACUCAGGUUAAAGAACUUAAAGAAGAAAUUGAGGAGAAGAAUAAAGAAACUCAGAAAAAAAUACAGGAAUUACAAAAUGAAAAAGAAACUCUUGCUGCACAGUUAGAUCUGGCUGAAACAAAAGCUGAAUCUGAGCAGUUGGCCCGAGCUCUCCUUGAAGAGCAGUAUUUUGAAUUGACUCAGGAGAGCAAGAAAGCUGCAUCACGAAACAGACAAGAAAUUGCCGAUAAGGAUAAUAUUGUAAGCCGGCUUGAAGAAACAAAUAAUACAUUAACCAAGGAUGUGGCAUUUCUAACAAAAGAAAAUUCUGAACUAAAUGAGAAGAUUAAGAAACUGGAGGAAGAUUAUAUAUUGAAAAAAGAAGAAGAAAUAAAUACCAUAAAAAUGCAGUAUGAAAAGAACUUGAACACUGAAAGAACCCUUAAAACACAGGCUGUCAACAAACUGGCUGAAAUUAUGAAUCGCAAAGAUUUUAAGCUAGAUAGAAAGAAAGUAAACAUGCAGGACUACAAGAAAAAAGAGAAGGAAAAUCGGAAGUUACAAUUGGAACUUAACCAAGAAAAAGAGAAAUUUAAUCAGAUGGUAAUAAAAUACCAGAAGGAGCUUAAUGAAAUUCAAGCGCAAAUUGCAGAAGAGUCUGCACAUAAGAACGAACUUCAGAUGCAGUUGGAUAGCAAGGAAAGCGAUAUAGAACAACUGCGCAGUAAAAUUAAUGACUUACAACUAGGCAUGGACUCAACUAGUGUUGCCAGCCUUCCGCCAGAUGACACUGAUGGAAAUGUUAUAGAGUCAAGAAUGGAGGGCUGGCUUUCAAUACCAAACAAAGGAAAUAUAAAACGUCAUGGAUGGAAGAAGCAGUAUGUUGUGGUCAGCAGCAGAAAGAUUUUGUUCUAUAAUGACGAACAGGACAGAGAACAUUCUAAUCCAUCCAUGGUAUUAGAUAUAGAAAAAUUGUUCCAUGUGCGACCAGUAACACAGGGAGAUGUCUACAGAGCGGAAACUGAGGAAAUUCCUAAAAUAUUCCAGAUUCUAUAUGCCAAUGAGGGCGAGUGCCGAAAAGAUUUGGAAGCAGAACCAGUUCAGCCACCAGAGAAGACAACCUUUCUGAAUCAUAAAGGUCAUGAAUUCAUCCCAACAUUAUACCACUUUCCAGCCAACUGUGAGGCUUGUGCCAAGCCCCUCUGGCAUGUAUUUAAGCCGCCACCUGCAGUAGAAUGUCGGCGAUGCCAUGUUAAGUGCCAUAGAGAUCACUUGGAUAAAAAGGAAGAAUUAAUUGCACCAUGUAAAGUGAGUUAUGAUGUAACUUCAGCAAGAGAUAUGUUGUUGUUAGCCCCUUGUCAAGAAGAUCAAAAGAAAUGGGUUUCUCAUUUAGUAAAGAAGAUCCCCAAGACACCACCAUCCAGUUUUGUUCGUGCUUCCCCCAGAACUCUUUCUACAAGGUCCUCAGCAAAUCAGUCAUUCAGAAAAGUUAAGAAUGCGUCUGGAAAAGCUAGGUCAAAGGAGUAUGGAUCUAUGGGGGACAUUACCCAUUCAGAAAACUCAAGUUACUGUUAACAAUAUAUGCAGCACUCCAUGGAAUCUGGCUGAGUCUGAGAAAGCUGUGCUUUUUUCCCACCAUACAGGGCAGUGCAGACUGGUUGUUUGUUCCAAUGCAAUUAUCACUGGCUUCAGGGCUAAGACUGCUAUUACUCUCUCCUCCUUGCUUUGGCACAAAAAGCACGCUGAGGGUGUCUUAUUGCGGGUUUGCCUUAAGGUAGAUUAGAUUAAUUAUUACUAUGUAAUGCAAGUAAAAGCAAAUAAAGCUUAGCUAGAAAUAAGUUUAAACUGCUGCCUUUUUGGAUUUCUAAAAAAUAAAACCACCAGCUAAUCAUGAUGGAAUGCAGUGAGCUUUUCUUGUAUCAAUGAGAAUAAGAGGACUAUUUACCCUGUGGGAAGGAUAUUUAUAUCAAGA